GAACAUCACGCCGGAAGUUGCGGCCGCCGGCACGGCGGAGAGGAGCAGUAUCCUUUCGUUUUCCAGCGGGAGGAGUUCGAAACUCAGGCGGCGUCCGGUGAGAGCAUUUUCCGAAUGCUUCCCAGAUUCUCCGACCGGUCGGACUUGUUCGAGGGAAUUAAGGAUUACCGUCUCGCUUUUCUUUUGGUGGAAUCGCAAACCUUUGUUGUCCCAUAUCACGAGGACGCUGAGUUCAUUUGCACUGUUGUUUUAGGAAGGGGAAGUGUGGCUGUAAUCCGGCAAGACGGGAAGGAAAGCUUCAACAUUUACGAGGGGGACGUGUUGAGGAUUCCGCCUGGGACGACAACUUACAUAGUGAACACCGACAACGUUAAAAAAGUUCCACUUGAGUUCUUCAUUCUUAUACGGAGCAUCUCCACCCCCGGUCGUUUUGAGUUCUUCUCCGGCGCCGCAGGAAAGAAGCCGAUGUCGUUCUUCAAAGGCUUUAGCCGUGAAACACUGGAAGCAGCUUUGAACACGAAGUGGGAGACAAUAGAAGGUGUAUUGUUCGGAGAAGCGCAGGAAGAAGGUCCUUUCCUUAAAGUGACCGAAGAACAGCUAAGGUCUCUGAGCCAAGAAGGAGACGAGGGUGGCAUUAGGCCUUUCAGAGGCGACGAAACGUCAAAGGACAGAACCAUCAAUGUCUUCCCGCACAAAACUGUGUCCAACCAGUUUGGUGUAAUCUACGAAGUGGGCACUAAACAUUUCAAACCGCUCGAUGAAGUUGACGUCAAUGCCGCUUUCGUCAACAUCACAGAGGGAGGAAUGUUGGGUCCAUUUUUCAACACGAGAGCGACACAAGUAGCAGUAGUGCUGGAAGGGGAAGGGUGGCUAGAAAUUGGAUGUCCCAAAAACAAUUACCAAACAGUGAGGUCGAAGCUGAAAACGGGGAUGGUUGUGGUGAUCCCUCCGGGAUAUCCUUACGUGAGCGUGGCGACAAGUAAUCCUAGUAAAAGUCUGCAGUUCGGUUGGUUCGACAUUAACGGGCGAGGCAACGAAAGAGUAACGCUCGCCGGGACCAACAACCUGUUUAUUAAACUGGGAAAAACGGCCAAGAAGUUGUCGUUCGCCGGUUCCGAUGAAGAGGCUGUUAAUGUGGUGUUCGGUAGCCAGCCGCUUGAGUUGUUCUUCAAGGCGCCUCCCAGCAGCUUGAAUCCUGACCAAAAAAAAUCGUCACAAGAAACCAUGAUUCUGAAAACUCUAGGCUUCGUGGUGUUCUUCGCCUUGGCCGCCGUGGCUCUGGGCACAAUGGACCCGGAGCUCCAAACAUGCCGACAUCAGUGCCGAGUCCAGAUGGGAUUCGACCAACAACAGCGCCAAGCGUGCCUGGAGAAGUGCGAGCGGUAUAUUCGUGAGAAAGAAGGGAGGGAGGGAGAACACGGCGGCGGGGAAGAGGAGAGACAGGGAGGGGAUAAUAAUCCUUAUGUGUUCCAGCCGCGGCAUUUCCAAACUGCGCACAGGUCCCAACAGGGGAGAUUCUCGGUGCUUCCUCGGUUUACCGAGCGGUCGAACCUGUUCGAGGGGAUUGAGAAUUUCCGUUUUGGUGUGCUUGAAGUGGAGUCCAAAACCAUGGUCGCUCCGAGCCACCAGGACGCCGACUUGGUCGGGUUUGUCGCCGAGGGUGAGGGAACGUUGAACAUAAUCUGGAAAAACAAGAGAAAAAGCUACGAUAUCCGUGUCGGCUCCAUUGUGUUCAUACCCGCCGGAGCUACGACGUAUCUGUUCAACACAGAUAACAACAACAAGCUCGUCAUAAUCAAACUGAUCCAAACCAUUUCAACCCCAGGCCGUUUCCAGUUCUUCUUCGGCACCGGCCGGAAUUCGUUCUUGAACGCCUUCAAAUCAAGCAUAUUGGAAGCCGCUUAUGAUGAAAGCAAGGAGACAAUAGAGAAAGUGUUGGGAGGACGGGACGAUAGCCCUUUCAUACAAGUAUCUGAUGAGCAACUCAAGUCUCUGAGCAAAGGAGAUGAUACCAUUUGGCCCUUCAAAACGGAUAAGUCGUCGUCGAAGACAGUGGAUAUCUUCAAGCACAAAAGCGUUUCAAACAACUAUGGCCAACUCUUUGAAGUUGACAACGAUGAUUUGAAGGCGCUUGGAGAUAUCGAGGUUGCUUUCGCCAACAUUACUCGAGGAGGAAUGUUAGGCCCACUCUUCAACACAAGAGCCACAAAGCUAGCCUUUGUGGUGGACGGCAACGGGUGGGGCCAAAUGGCCUGCCCUCACGUCUCUUCCCAGUCAUCAGAACACACCCAAGAAGGAGCCACUCCAACCUACGAGACCAUGAACGCCCAACUCCGACCCGGCACGCUCUUCAUCAUCCCGCCCGACCACCCUUACGUGACCAUCGCCUCCCAGGACCACAACCUGCAGAUCGUCUGCUUCAACAUCAAUGCCGAUGAGAACGACGAGCGCGUGCCCCUCGCCGGCAAGAACAACUUGUACAGCAACUUGGACGAUACUGCUAAGGAAAUCGCGUUCGGGGUCAGCUCGAAACUGGUGGAUCAAGUGUUCGAAGAUGACAACGAUUUUGAGCUGUUCUCUAAGGGGCCUGAGUGGCAGCAGCGCGAGGAGCGUGCUGAUCAGUAGUGGGGCGUCCGUGCCCGCGUGACAUGCAUCCUCGUACUACAUGAUACUAUGCCAGCCAGUUUGUUUUAAUAAGGUCGAGACUUAUAUGUAUGAAAUGUGUCAUAUAAUGAAUGUGGUGGCGCAGAGCUGAGAUGUAGAUAAAUCGAGAUGCCCUAAAUAUAAC
Messenger RNA from Ipomoea triloba (trilobed morning glory), 2788 nucleotides. RefSeq names its product sucrose-binding protein. The record is from RefSeq and is a predicted model, not a curated record. The transcript has 9 exons. The coding region runs from base 115 to 2625 and encodes 836 amino acids. Lineage: Eukaryota; Viridiplantae; Streptophyta; Magnoliopsida; Solanales; Convolvulaceae.